Guillardia theta CCMP2712 is the source of this 210-nucleotide messenger RNA. RefSeq lists its product as hypothetical. The transcript is spliced from 2 exons. The coding region runs from base 1 to 210 and encodes 69 amino acids. The record is from RefSeq and is a predicted model, not a curated record. Lineage: Eukaryota; Cryptophyceae; Pyrenomonadales; Geminigeraceae.
AUGGCGCGUGGAGGCGGAUUGACGAAGAGAAACGCAUGGGGAAUGAGAAUCAUGCAGGAUGAAGAAUGGAUAGAGUGGGAGGAGGUCAAGGAGGACGUCAAGAAGGAGGUCAAGAAGGAGAUCAAGGAGGACGUCAAGGAGGACGUCAAGAAGGAGAUCAAGGAGGAGGUCAAGGAGCAGGUCAAGGAGCAGGUCAAGGUUAAAGAAUGA